AUGCUGGGCAAGCUGUUCAACCUGGGUGCUGCCCCGGGUGCUUCCAACCAAGCUCAGCCUCCUGCUUCCAGACAGGUCUCGUCGCUCGAGUCCGUGCAGGAAGACAUCCACACCCGCUCUCUCCUGUUCCCAGACGCCCAGACUCUGUACCAGCACCAGAAUGACCAGGUCUUCCCUAUGUCCAGCGCCUCUGCGCUGCCCAUGUCGACCUCGGUCGCCAACCCCUACGACCUCGACGGGGACCUCGAGAUCGAGGGCCGUGACGUCCGCGUCAUCAUCAUGCAGGACACCUCGAGCUCGUCUCCGGCCUCCCUGCUUUAUGACAGCCAGCGCCCCCAGAUGCCCCAGGAGCCUUCACCCACCGAACGGCCCCAGACCAUGGCAGGCAUGUCUCAGGCCCUCCCACAGGAUCCCCGCCGGUUCCCAUCUUCACAGCGCAAGACGAGCACCGGCCAGUCUUCCAAGCCUCUUGUCAUCCAGCCCGGGAGCCCGCAGCCGCGCCAGAGCGCGUUCGACAGAAGGGCUUCCAUGCAUAGCCGGACCCAGAGCAAGGCCGAGACGGAGGCACAGAAGGCCUUACGGGAGUACAAACAGGAAAUCGACACGUUCGCCGGAUGCAUCUUUGGCAACAACGAAUUUCUAGCCUACAAGGGGACUUCAACCAAAGUCCAUGUGGUCCCCUCGGACAUACGGAACGACGUGCCGAGCUCGGGUUUCGGGGACGGCAGAGGCUCCAUCGGCAGGUCUGCGACGAGGACAAGCAAGCUGUCCCAGUCGUUUUCUUCCGAGUCAGUGCCUCCGUUCAAGCCAUCGGUUUCUUCGCCAUUGCCUCGGUCCUCGGAUCGGAAGAGAGUGCUCAUCACGCGGCUCUUCCCAGUCAGUAUUCCUGCCGACGAUACCCUGACAGGCACUCCCAAGGGGCGCUUUGCCGAGGACAGUUCAGGAUUCCCGUUCCCGCAGUCGAGUGACGAGGCAAAGGCGAAAGCCAAGAAGGCACAGCUGAAGCAGAAGAGGACACCAAUGUAUGCGGUGGCUCUCAUCAUCAGCCUGCCGCCAGGCGUGCCUCAAACUGCGCCGGCCAGCGCAUCUCGGUCGGCUUUCCGCGGUCCGAGCUCCUACAACGAGCAACAGGAUUCAUUCCCGUCGUCUUACAACUCUGCACGGCGGUCCGGCUGGGCGACUGUGGGGCCAGGCUUUGGUGGCUUCGAUGCGUUUGAGGCGGGCUUCAAUAUGGACUCGGAGGAACGCAUUGACGCCAUCACACGGCAUUGGGAUGUCAUUAUGCGCAGCCUCACGUCUCUACAGUCUACCGUCGCCACUGAGCUGUUCUCGUUGCUGAAGCAAGCAGACAUCUCGUCGCCGAACCCUGUGCCAAACUCGGUCUCAAGCCACAUCUCCCGCGUGCCCUCGAACGCCAGCCAGAAGCCGCCCAAAACAAACACCAAGUUCAUCUCUCUUCUCCCCAACUGUCUGGCAGCUGACAGGCUGGUCAAGUCAGAGGUGGAUGCUGCGAGAGCUCGGAUCGUGUCCGGUCUACGGGCCACCAGAGUCGUCACCGGGCAGAACCGGUGGGGAAUCUGGCGCGAAGAGGCUCGCUGGGUGGAGAGGUGGGCUGGUGGGCGAGACCAGGGCUUCUUCUUCUUCAACCUGCUCACGGGGUUCCUCUCGGUGCACACGGACUGGUUGCAGGCUCUAAGUCCCUCCAGAUACCGCAGGCAAUUCUCGGCCCUGCAAAAGCUCAAGGGCGACGAUGACCUUUCGCUGCCGGCUCGAACUAUCGUCAUCUCGCAGGAUCGGGUAGCCGCGCGAAGGCUCAUCUUCCUGCUUUCCGCUUUUCUGCCCGCCAACCAGCAAAUGUCGUCGAUGCGGACACAGCGGCCGCAGACGUCGGCUUCUUUUGGGGGCUUUUCACAAUCCCCACCAUCAUUCAUUAUUCCGCUGACCAAGGAGGAAUCCUUGCGCCGCAAGAUCAAUCGCCGUGGCGCCUCGAGACAUGCUUCGCACUCGCGCACCACAAGCACAUACACAACCAGUACGAAAGGUUCCGUGCCGGCUCAUCUAGCCCAUCUCAGCAUGGACAGUCAGCACGGACGCAGGGCGUCUGAUGCCGCGUCCAUCAGAACAAGCUUGCCUCUCCACGGCAGUGACACUGACAGCCGGAAGGCCAGCGCCGCCACAACGGCGACCGUCACGCAGGAGAACAGCACCAUCAUCCCUCAUUUCGCGACUCAGAACACGGAAUCGCAAGUCUAUGGUCAUGCUGACAGCAGCAUGGCAGCAAACGAUCUGAAGCGCUCUCUGAAGCGAGGGGACAGCGUGUGCAGUUCUGACACCCAGACGAGCUCGCGCUGGGGAAGCGUGAUCAGCGGACUUUGGACUACGCGGCGGAGGGAGUCUUCGCUCAGCACGGCACCGAACCGAGAUUCGCCAGGCAGUCGGGACAGCAUACCCGUGUCGCCGAGGAAGCCAGCAUCGAAUCGAAGGAACUCUCUCGGGAGGAUGGUGGAGGAAGCCGCUGCUUUGGAUCCCAUGUCGCAAGCCAGGACCAGAGACUCUCCCAGGGGAAAAGACGCUGGAUCGCCGCAGACUCCGGACGCUGAAGCGGAGACCGGACAGAGGUCCCGUGCACCGAUCCCAAUGGAGAGGAAGCCAGAUCCAAGUGGGGCUUUCGAGUCGCCGGUCAAGACGACGAUCAACCCCGAGGACGGCGUCAUCGACGUUGAUGUCCCGUUCCCGGACUUUAUCGCCUCCUUCGAAACCGCGGUAAGCUCGCCGUCGAGCAGCGGCUAUCUGUCGACGCCGGGCCUCAACGGCCUGGAGUUGUUCGAGCAAGCAUGUCGAGUCGCUUUCGACGGAGAUGUGCCGAUGAAUGUGGCAGGAUGGCUACAGCGGUACCACCCGGAUUUCAUAUUGCAGGCCAUCCCACCCCAGAACGACCUACUGGAGCAGGUGAAAGCGUCACUCCGGGCCGAGCCAACCCCAUGCUCGGCCAUGCUGGCUGAAGGCAACGAAGAGAAGUGGGUGGAUGUCAGCUCGGCCCUCAUCGCAGACAGCACCGACUUCUCGAUCCGGCGCAUACGCUACCGGCGCCUCAUCAAGCCCAAGAGCGGCGCCGAGAGGACAACACCGCUGCUGUCCUCUUCUGUCAACACGAUGAGCUCGACCAACAUGACACCACUGAUCUCGCCAUAUGAGCAGCACCUGCAGGAGGACUUCGUCGAGGAGCCAAUCGUCACGCUAGAUGACACCCUGAUCGAGGCAGUCGAACGGGUGAUUGCCCACGGCAGCGACGUCAGCAAGGACAGCUCGCAGUGCUCCUCGCGGUCGACGAGCAAGAGAAGGGAAAGCUUUGCUGAUCUCCUCGCCGCGGCCGCCGCGAGCACGGCAACGUCAACUGCCGGCCUGGCUGCCCCCGAGUCGGAAGUGCUCGAGGGCACCCAGCCGCGGAAGGGCUCCCCUCAGCAGGGCGAGGUGCCGCGGGGAGAAUGCAAGACUGUGGUUCUGUCUGCCCUGGAGAACAUCGCGAGGGAUGUCACGCAGAAGAAGAGCGAGGGGGAAGACCUGGGGCGGGCCACUAGCGGUGGCCCGCGCAGCCGGGAGAAGGAGAGCGUGCUGAGAGAAGCGGUGCGCUCGUGGGUUGAAGGCGUGGAGGCCAGCAUAGAGGCCGGCCAGUAG
Diaporthe citri is the source of this 3675-nucleotide messenger RNA. RefSeq lists its product as uncharacterized. Bases 1 to 3675 code for a protein of 1224 amino acids. The transcript has a single exon. The record is from RefSeq and is a predicted model, not a curated record. Gene Ontology annotation, cellular component: cytoplasm. Gene Ontology annotation, molecular function: protein-folding chaperone binding; ATPase inhibitor activity. Lineage: Eukaryota; Fungi; Ascomycota; Sordariomycetes; Diaporthales; Diaporthaceae.